AUGUACAAACCCCACUAUCGUCUUAUCCUUUUCUUAUUGUGCGCAAGAGCGGUGUGCGCGUCGGUGGACUUUGUGCAGUGCUUUGCUGAUAUCAAGAACGGCUCACACGGGUCGGAUGGAGGCACGGACAACCAGGGGAAUCCUGUCCCCCGCAUAACAGAAAACACUACGUCUAUAACCUACGAGCUCUGUCUGAGUGCGUGCGGUUCCGGGGGAGGUGCGUUCUCAUGGAGCUCCUUCUCGCAGCAGUUCUCGGCCUGGCUCCUGCCUUGGAUCGCCCUCUUAUCCCAGUUCCCCUUCGGAUGCACGUACAAGAUGGACAACCUCAUGUCGGCCGUCCUAGCGCUGGGCAGCCCGUGUCUGGCUGCUUACUCGCUCGCACUGACUGUUCUGAACACCAAAUGGGUGAACAGGCUGUUUGCGACCGUCCGAUACCCCAACAGCAAGCGCGCAGCACUGAUUCUGGGAAGCCUGCAACAUGCCCCGCUCAAAAUCGACACCGAGGGUGGCCUGCUGGCGUCGCUAGUCGUGCUACCGGAUAACGACGACUGGUGGAGAGCCUUCUCUGAUUGGCUCGACUAUGCCGACACUCAUGCGUGGUCAAUCGCAGCGGCGACAUCCGUCGCUUGGGUUGUGGUCGCAUUCAUCCUGACGAUCAUCGACGCAUUCAGCACUAUCUCGACGGAUCCUAACAGCAACGGGCAGGGUCUGUCGGGGGUGGGCAGCAUCUGGUUGUGGAUGCUCCCUGUCACAAUUGGCUAUCUGCAGAUCUCCCCGCGCUGUGAUACUCCCCGCGUGACACGGGCGAUUGAGCGCGCAAACGAGGUUGCUUUCGUGGCAGGCGUCAACGGCCCCGUCAACGCACGCGAUAUCAGCGACGCCCGAGCGGUGUCUGUUCACUCCUACCGGGACACACUCUACCGCGACCAGGAGGCGACUGCCCCGAUUUAUUCGUACGCCCGGUUUCUCUCUUUUGUUCAGAACACCGAGGAGGUGUACUGCGCGUUCAAAUAUGCGUCGGAGAAGGCGCAGAAGCGGAUUCCCGUUGCUGCGAAUGAAAGAUGGACACCGGGGGAUGGGCGAACUGUGCAUGCGGCCAACAGAACCGGAACCGCACAGGAGGUGGAGGCGUACUGCAGUCCGCCGGCUUAUGUCAGACACAGUCUCUGGAGAGAGGAUGUCCUAUCCCGAUUUCUUGUGGCUUCUAUCGCAGCCCUUGGUCUGCAAUGGUCCACUUCUGGCGCCUCAAUCCUGAUUGUUUAUUUUACCCCAACCAUAGGUCUGGGGUGCAGGUCCGGGGCGUAUCUGCUGUACGCCGCAGUCGCUACCCUGAUCUGGGUCAUCUUCGUCAUCAGCAGUUUCCUGGCGCACUAUGCGACGACGGUGCCCGAAACGAGCCGCGUCUACAGCUUUGUGGCGACUCUGGCUGUGUUUCUGAGACGGCUGGGGAAGGUGCUGGCGACGCUCAACGCCGCGUGGAUCUUCACGGCGUUCUUCCUGCAGUUCGGCAACUUCUUCGACCGAUGCUAUUGCAAUUCAGACGCGCUUGGGUUGGGGAAACGGGCGCAUGUGGUGAUGACGCUUCUUGGGCCUGACAUAUCUGCGAUGAGGGGAGCCUGGAUCGGCGGCGUUGCUCUUGGGAUUGUUGGGUCUAUUUUGUUCUGGGCAUUCAUCAAUUUGAUGCUCGUGGAACCGCUUGCUUCCUGA
This is a messenger RNA of Mycena citricolor, 1707 nucleotides long. The record is from the annotation of a GenBank genome assembly. Lineage: Eukaryota; Fungi; Basidiomycota; Agaricomycetes; Agaricales; Mycenaceae.